AUGCGCAAGGAGACUUCAGUUUCUUGGUUCGUCACCCCAAAAGGACGAAUGUUUAUGAUGGGCACUGCAGGUUUUACAACAGUUGCAUUAUUUGGUUUGCAAUUUGUUCCACAUACUAUGGGAUUAAAUAAAUACUUUGAUAUUGUUACAAUGCGAAGAUUGGGAAACCCAAUACCGUUAACAUCAAACCUCGAGAAACUAUGGAACCAAGUAUUAAGCGACAUAAAAAUAAGCGAUUACCACAGAGAAAUUUUACGUCCAUUCAUGGUUUUCGGAUACGAUUCCUGGCACGCCGGAAGCCUGUACUCUCGCUUUGGAGCAUUGAUCGGAAUCCCAACGAACUUUGUUUACGAAAAAGUGUCUUCUAUAGACAAAGACAGUAUAGUCGUCAACGACGACCCAGUAGACUGGACUCGUAAAGAUGCCAAAGAGUUGCUGAAUGCUCUAAUUUUGUCGGACGAAGCCAAAAAGUACGCGGUGGCCCGUGAAAUAAUGAUGGUCAACAAUAGGUUCAUUUACUACGAGGCAGCCGCUAACGGUAUUUUAUCCUUUGCGUGUUAUCAUAGUGCUUCUAAAUGGAAUGAAACUAGGGGUCUCCUGGAAAAACCUUUUGGCAUUCGUGCCUUUUUUUACGUUUGCUUUGCUGCGUUCUACUGGGGAAUCUGGGCCAUGCAGAGAGAUGCUUUGACUCGGCACUACGAGUUUGCUGCUGACAAAAAAUUGUCUGAACUCGGUCCAGAGUACGUCAGAGGUGGACUUGAAUUUUAUGAUAAGACUUUGCAGCGCAAUACUGCUCUGAGAAGUUUGCUCGGUGAGAGAGGCAACAAACUCUACACCGCCAUGGGUAACGACCACUCAUUCUUCCGUCAAAAACACCUGCCUUAUACUCAGAGAAAAUAUUUCUUCGAAGAUAUUGUUAAGCAAUUCCAUAAUUCUGCUGAUAAACUUUAA
This is a messenger RNA of Cotesia congregata, 951 nucleotides long. The record is from the annotation of a GenBank genome assembly. Lineage: Eukaryota; Metazoa; Arthropoda; Insecta; Hymenoptera; Braconidae.